Messenger RNA from Hyalella azteca, 444 nucleotides. RefSeq lists its product as uncharacterized. The transcript has a single exon. The coding region runs from base 1 to 444 and encodes 147 amino acids. Lineage: Eukaryota; Metazoa; Arthropoda; Malacostraca; Amphipoda; Hyalellidae. The record is from RefSeq and is a predicted model, not a curated record.
AUGCCGGAGUGCUCUACGCCGGAGUGCUUUACGUCGGAGUGCUCUACGCCGGAGUGCUUUACGUCGGAGUGCUCUACACCGGNUGGAAAUACACACCCCGAGAUUGCCGGUGGAAAUACACACCCCGAGAUUGCCGGUGGAAAUACACACCCCGAGAUUGCCGGUGGAAAUACACACCCCGAGAUUGCCGGUGGAAAUACACACCCCGAGAUUGCCGGUGGAAAUACACACCCCGAGAUUGCCGGUGGAAAUACACACCCCGAGAUUGCUGGUGGAAAUACACACCUCGUGAUUGCCGGUGGAAAUACACACCUCGUGAUUGCCGGUGGAAAUACACACCCCGAGAUUGCUGGUGGAAAUACACACCUCGUGAUUGCCGGUGGAAAUACACACCUCGUGAUUGCCGGUGGAAAUACACACCUCGUUGACAUAGCAGCACAAUGA